This is a messenger RNA of Linderina pennispora, 1879 nucleotides long. RefSeq lists its product as uncharacterized. The coding region runs from base 106 to 1617 and encodes 503 amino acids. The transcript has a single exon. Gene Ontology annotation, biological process: mRNA splicing, via spliceosome. The record is from RefSeq and is a predicted model, not a curated record. Gene Ontology annotation, cellular component: nucleus. NCBI's taxonomy places the organism in Eukaryota, Fungi, Kickxellomycota, Kickxellomycetes, Kickxellales, Kickxellaceae.
CGUGCAUGACUAGACCCAAUAAAAAUUUCAUGUCGGGGGCCAUGCAGCGAUUUCUCUUCUUCUCACAGUACCUGCACGCACACAUACCUGCUUACUUUUGUGGCCAUGGGUGAUGGUAGUGACGAUACAGCGGGAUUGUCGCAGGCUGAUUUCCGACGGAUGCUGGCGACACCAAGCACCACAGCAGGCGACAAGUCAGCCAAUGCAAAGCGCAGCGCCCUGGGUGCAGGGGUCUUGUUCCGGCCUCCCCGAGUCAAGAAUAGCGCAAGAGAAGAGGACAAAAAUAGGUCCAAGCAUGGCGUCAAGCAGCACCUGAAGCAGCAACAAAGCCAGUACCGUGAUAGGGCAGCUGAACGGCGUCAAGGGGUUAGCAGCGAAUACGAGGAGGGCGAGCGCAUGCUGCAGCAGCUUCGGGAUUCAACCACCGAGGCGGACUCGAGGCAGCGCGAAUACGAGCAGAGCAAGUACCUCGGUGGUGACAUCGAGCACACGCACUUGGUCAAAGGCCUCGACUUCUUGCUGCUGGAAAAGGAACGUGCGCGGGGCGGCGGAGAGGAGCUGGAUGACGAGCUCGAGCGGCUGCAGACAGAGGGAGCCCAUGCAGAUAGCACGUGUGCUGCUGCUAGUGAAGGCUUCGAUGCUGCAACGGCUACAACCCCCCUGGGGCAGCGUAUGAUGGCGACCUUGAAGCGGAUACACGAUGCCCGGGAAGAGGCGUGCCGGUCGAUUGAGGACGGGUUCAGAGCCGAUCUGAACGAGCUGUUCCUUCCCGGGCGGAUGUACUUUGAAUUUGCCUCUGCCACGCCGACCACACGCAUUCGCAACCAAGACGAGGUCAGGAUGAGAUCCAGCACUGGCAUGGCUGAUCUGGCGGACCCGGGCGGCGAUGCGGACGUAUUGCGCAAAGUGGUUGCGUCAAUCGCAGAGACCUGGGGCAAGAGGUCGCAGCCCAAAUCCCAAGAAGCGUUGCCAGGGGAUUGCCGAGAAUCGUCUGGGGAGGCACUGCAGCAGACUGCAGCAACAGGCAAUCCUGCGCCACCAGGCACAGAUUCGGACGACGAGGAUAUUUUUGCAGAUGCCGGGACUGACUAUGAGGUUACAGUGGCAAGGGGUAGUCCGGGCGACGACAUUGCACCAGGGCCAGCGCUGCCGCCAGAUGAGGGGGAGCCAGUUGUCGGGCCGUAUCCAAACAGCGAUGGCGGGAUGGAGGAUGGCGUGGUUGGUCCAUACCCCGGCAGCGAUAGCGAAAUGGAAGACAGCGCAGUUGGCCCUUACCCUGGCAGCGACAGUGAGAUGGACGACAAUGCGGUUGGCUCGUACCCUGCUGGCAGCAGCGGUGGGGAUCAGGGUGCAGUUGGCCCGUACCCAGGUGUCGACUGGGAUCCUGAUGGCAGCAGCGGCGAAGAGUCGGACGCGGAGCUGUUUUCGCAGGCUCGAUCACGGUUCCAUCAAGAGACACGCGAUCUGUUGGAUCAGGCCAGCUCGUCAGGCCCCGACAGGUCUUCCCAGACGAAGCGCAAGGCUGGCAAGAGCGAGUCCGCCAGCCAGGACUGGAAGAGAACGCGCCGGGUCAUGAAGAGCAAGCACAGUGUCGGUAUCGGCAGCGGCAAGCAGUGAUGGCUCACCACCAACUCUUAUCCAUAACACACCUGUCGCCAUGAGUCAUCGACCUGGUGAAGGCGGCUUUGCAGCAGCCAGCGCGAUAGCGGUCUUUCAGGACUUUUAACCUUGUUUUACAUGAGCUAUUGCUUCAGCACAUAAUGUCGAGCAAACUGUGGUCUAUCUUGGAGGUCGUCCGCAACUGCAACAGCGUGCCGGAAGUCGACGCACUGGUCAAAGGCGGAAGGCCUCUUCCGCUUCGUUGUCAACGGGCAGCUCG